AUGUUGGACCCGGAAACGUGUAGAGAGCUUCCAAAGAGUCAAAUCCUGGAAGACAUAAGUGCAAAAGACCAAACACCUUCCAAAGAAAUAUUCGCAACUCCCGCAAAUGAGCAUUUCUUGCAGCAACAUGCUUAUCAAGAUCUCAAUCCUCUCGAGCAUGAAAUCAGAUUGGUCCAUGUCUUCAAGAACCCUGGGAACGAUUUAAUCUGCUGCGACUUUCUUCCCCCACAGAAACUCACAGACAUCAGCAAAGAGUACUGCACGAUAUCCUACUGCGCAGGUAGCGCCACAGACACCAAGCCCAUUCUUCUUCAGGGGAUAGAGUUCAAUGUAUUUGCUAAUCUCGACUGUGCUCUUCGCAAAACACUGGCAUAUUGGAGCACUGCCAAGUACUCUGAGGACGACUGCAUUUUGUGGAUCGACCAGAUAUGCAUCAAUCAACACAAUGAUUCAGAAAGGUCACACCAGGUAUCAUUCAUGCGAGACAUCUAUUUGAAUUCUCAGAGAACCUUUAUAUGCCUCUCAACACACCAGGAAGACAAGGCUUGGCCAAAUGCGUUUUCUUGGUUUUCGCAGCGAGAUGUGCAGCAGUAUACUUCUCGAUCUUACUACCAUAUUAUAAUGGAAGAGUAUAUCAACGGUUGGAAUGCCUUCUACGACCUACUUGAGUGUCCGUGGUGGAGCCGGGCUUGGAUCCGUCAGGAGUUUGCCUGUUCCCAAACUACGAUUUUCCUAUAUCACAAAGAAGCCCAGGACCUUACCGAGAUAUCGUGGCUCCAAGCCAUCUGCCAUUCGGGUCUUGUUACCAACCCCCAUCACCCCGAGAACAUCUUUUCUGAUGCUUCAUUGGCGAGAAGCGAGGUCAAGAAAGAAAUGCAAGCUCUGACCAACCGACACUAUCUCACAUUGGAGACUUGCCAUGUUGCCCGGUUCUUACUUCUUCAAAAGACCUUGUUAGGAGAUAACCCGGUAGAGUGCAACAUGGAUUUUAAGAAAUUGGCGCUGGAUGCUCGUCAUUCCAAGGCCACUGACCCCCGAGAUAAGGUCUUUUCUCAACUGGGACUUGCCCACCCGGGAUACAACAUCGUGCCCAACUAUUCCAGGUCUAAUGAUAUUUCACGCGUACUGAUCGAUACUGCAAUCAAGAUAAUUCUUUUCGAGGGAGAUCUCAACAUAUUUCUGUACGCACUUCAACUUGUAAAAGCACCUUCAUGUCAAUUACCGUCAUGGGUUCCUGAUUGGACUUCCGCGACUGUUUCAGCGAUCUCCGUUUUCGGCCUGUCAGAAAAUUACCAAAUUGCUAGUAUCACCGCUCAGAUCAGACACGAUGCCGUUGGCUCCAUUCGGUUUGGUGCGAGUAAUGACGAUAGUCAAAUGCCUGUUCUAUUUGUGAAAGCACUGCGCUUAUGUGCCUUGGAAAGCUUUUGCGACGAUGUACCGAGUUACGGAUGCAAAAGAUUCCCCUUGAGUGGCGGGCUUGCUCCCCAAUGCCGGAAUGAAGUUGAACUGGGAGAUGAAAUCUGGCUGCUUAUGGGCACAUCCUGUCCGUACAUCCUCCGUCCUACUGAGAAAGGAUAUAGACUCAUCAGUGAGGUCGUUGCGAUAGAUAACCCAAGUUGCCAGCUGCUUUGUCAACAAGAAAGGCACAGGAUGCGUACAGGGCUUGACGUGUUGGAGGAAAUUUCAAUAAUCUAG
This is a messenger RNA of Fusarium fujikuroi IMI 58289, 1695 nucleotides long. RefSeq lists its product as uncharacterized. The record is from RefSeq and is a predicted model, not a curated record. The coding region runs from base 1 to 1695 and encodes 564 amino acids. NCBI's taxonomy places the organism in Eukaryota, Fungi, Ascomycota, Sordariomycetes, Hypocreales, Nectriaceae. The transcript has a single exon.